Messenger RNA from Phlebotomus papatasi, 1870 nucleotides. RefSeq names its product icarapin-like (gene vir-1). NCBI's taxonomy places the organism in Eukaryota, Metazoa, Arthropoda, Insecta, Diptera, Psychodidae. The record is from RefSeq and is a predicted model, not a curated record. The transcript is spliced from 5 exons. The coding region runs from base 522 to 1547 and encodes 341 amino acids.
AGUUAAAACAUUUCUUCAGUAAUUGUUUGGUUUUUCUUCUAUAUUAGUACAAAAAAAAUAGUGGAAAAAAUUAUGAGUGAAACGUCUGAUGGAGAAUGUUAGAAGUUUCUAGUGGCGCGUGAAGUAUUUUCUAGGUAUUUUCCAACACCGCGAAUAGUCGCUUCUCUCACGAAACGAAGGCUUAUAUAUUGAAGCGAUGCUGAUCACUUUCAGUUCAGUUCAAAGAAGAUAGUCACAACGAACAGUGCUUCCACAGAAAUUUACUUUUAUGGCUCAAAAUUACUAAAUUUAAACAGUCUGGCAUUGAGUGAUACUGUUUUUUUGUGGACUCUACAUCGCUAUUUUUGAAAUAAGAAAUUUACGCGGAAAAAAUUUGCAAAAAAAAAACAAUAAACAAUUAAGUGGAAUAUAUCGAUUUUCUGAUAAGAAUCGUAUUUGGUGAUCUGAACAAUCUCUCGGAUAUACAGGUUAAUUUUUUCUCUGCAUAAAUCAACAUAAAUUGAAGUUGAAGUGAAUCCAACAUGAAGUUGAUUACAUCAAUAUUUUUAAUCGUAUCUGUGACGAUACUAUGUGUAUCUGCUCUACCAGCUCGUUACGAUCCAGAUGAUGAUGCUGAAGUGGUUGUUGUUCCUCUUGAGAAACAAGAUCCAGCAUCCCGAGGCGAACAAGAUCCCGAUUUUGAUAAUUUCGAUGGGGUAGUUGAAGGUGAAAUUCCUGGUGGAUUCUUCACCAUUUUCCGUCGUCCAUUCAGUUUUGACUUUGGCAACUUCUUCAGCGACUUUGAAGAAACACUCAGGCGAAUGAGGGAGCAUAUUGCGAAUUCUUGGGCAAAUACACCAUCCUUCGAUGGUGUUGACGUUGAGGAAUUGGAUCCUUCCAAGGGCAAUACCACUUCUACUGUUCAGAUCAUUGAUGGUCACAAAGUGAUUACAAAUGAGACAACUUAUGUGAAGAAAACCGAUUUUGGUACAUCAAUCUUCAAGCACAGGACCGUUGAUGUCAAGCCUCUUGACGAGGAAGGAACUGAAGGUGAGGUUACAAUUAAUCCUAAGGCAGAGUCUACCACAAAAAGGGAUACCGAGAUCGAAAAGGAUCCUGAAUCUUCCGAAGUAGAUGCCACGGCGAAUGAAGUUGCAGGAGGAUACGAUGAGAACAAUGAAAUGCACGAUCUAGUGAAUCCUCAGAUUCCCCAAAGAGCACAUUACGAGAAUUUUGGAUCACAUGAACUAGUAUCGCAAUUAGCACCGUCAUCCCCAUCUGCACAAUUGUCCACAUCCCAUAAAUCACACCAAAUUCAAUCAUGGAUGGAUUUCGAUUCUCAAGAUUAUCCAAAUUAUUUCUCAAAGUUCAAUAGAAAUGAAAUUGAGAAGGAAUUUGUUGAGGCUGAACCAAUUGAUCUCUCAGAUGAUAUAGCUAUUAAUGAAAUGCUAGCUGAUCAAGGAGUUGCUGCCUCUGAUACGGAUGUCGAAGUCUUCACAGUUGACAAUGUUGAUACACGAAGUCAUCAAAGAAAGUACCACUAUUCGGAAUAUAAUCCCAUCAAGUAGUGCUAAAAGACUUCAUUAGCACAAAUUUAAUGUUAAUCAUUCAACCAAAGACUAUCAUUGCGAAGAAUGUUAAAGAGUUAGAAGGCUUGUUAAAUACUAUCUCUCUUAUUUUUUUGUUUUAAACAAAUCAUAUUUAUGAAAUUUACUUUAUAUUUUUACUAUGAUUGAUAUUAAUUUAUUUAUUAAUUUUACUCUAAGCUGACAUCUUUUAUUUAAAUUUUAUUCAUGCAACUGAAUCAAAAAGACUUUCUUUUCAAACUAUAGUUUGUAAUAUUUUUUAUCAAAUAGAAAUUCAAUCAAUAAAUUAAUAAAAACAAUUAAAA